AAGCCAUUAGCAAUAUAUAUAUAUAUAACUCACUCUAUGGUUUGAUUUGAGCCUUGUGGCUCUUAACUUAAUAAUUAGUAAUUGCUUGCAGAAUUCUGUACGUAGUAUUGAUAUUUAGUAUAUAUUGGUCUGUAUAACUUGUGCCUUGUGGUACUGUGCAGUUCUUCACUAAACGUAUAACGUAUUGCAGAUAUUUUUUUCGAACUUGGUACAGUGGCUGUUAUCUUCAUCUUGUAUGACUGUCUAAGAUAUUAGACAUUACAUUUAUAAAUCACAAUGUAAAAUUUAGAUUUGAAAAAUUUGUCAGUAAUUAGAAAUGUGUUCUACAAGUGCCGUCUAGAUCCAAUAUUUAUGUAUAUAUAAUAGGAGUAGGUAGUGAAAGUGUAAUAUUUUCGGCUUAUAAUAACUCGUCUAUUUUUAAUUUCUUCCGGAUUAAUAAUUUAAUAUGGCAGAAGCCCAUUCAGCUGUAGCAUUUUCUUUUGCCAUUACCCAUGAUGGUUGGGAUGUUAACUUUGAUCGUGAAGUUCUCUAUCUAGUAUGGGAAUCUGGCUUACGCUCCUGGAAGAAACGAUUAGCUCGCUUCAGAAACAGCAUUCACAAUGGUGUUUAUCCAGGACACCUACAGUCAUUAUAUGUGCUGUGGACACUGCUUGUGGCUGCACACUUUGGUGGAUUUAAUAUUCCAUUUGAUCUAGUACAAAAAGCUUCCUCAGUCUUACCAGGGGAUUCUACAAUGUGGCAAGUAAUUGCUUGUCUAUUGGCAGCUCUAACAAUGUGGCUCACAGUUAUCUUUAUGAUGAGGUACAUCCUAAAGCUGCUUUUAAUGUACAAGGGAUGGAUGUACGAAUCCCGUGCCCCUGGCUCCAAAAUAUCUGUUAAGACCAUGAUAUGGGUGAGCGUAGUUAAAGUGCUGUCUGGUUGGAAUAAGCCACGCCUUUAUAGUUUUCAAGGAUCUCUUCCACGACUGCCUUUACCUUCGGUUCAAGAUACAAUGAAUAGGUAUCUACUGAGUGUACGGCCACUUCUCGACGAUGAAAACUAUAAAAGAGUGGAGCUUCUUUCAAAGGAUUUCGAAGAAACAAUUGCUGUUAAACUUCAGAGAUAUUUAGUACUGAAGUCCUGGUGGUCCAGCAACUAUGUGUCUGACUGGUGGGAGGAGUAUGUUUACCUACGAGGUCGCUCACCUCUCAUGGUCAACUCAAACUUCUAUGGAACUGAUACAUUAAUGCGUCCCACAUCCAUUCAGGCGGCAAGGGCUGGAACAAUUAUUCACUUCGUUCUUAAGUUUCGCAGGCUUAUUGAGAGACAAGAAUUGGAACCGAUAAUGCUCCAAAACAUGGUGCCAUUAUGUUCCUGGCAAUACGAAAGACUAUUUAACACAGUACGUGUCCCAGGGAUAGAGACGGAUAAAUUGGUUCACUAUCAGGACUCCGCGCAUAUCACCAUUUACCACAAAGGGAAAUACUUCAAAGUUGUCGUCUACUCAAGGGGUAGAUUGCUCAAUCCAGCAGAAAUUCAAAUUCAAAUCCAACAUAUAUUAGAGGAUAAAACGGAGCCAUGUAUCGGUGAAGAGCAAGUAGCAGCCUUAACUGCUGGUGAGCGUUCCCACUGGGCUCAUGUCCGACAGACACACUUCAAUCGUGGCCAUAAUAGGACCUCUCUGCAUUGUAUUGAACGAGCUGCUUUUAAUGUUUGCUUAGAUGACAAGGAAUAUGGAUUCAACGAAAACGAUCCGUCAACAUUGGAUGACUAUGGCCACACUUUACUACACGGAAAAGGCCACGACCGUUGGUUCGACAAGUCCUUCAAUCUUUGCUUCAGUACUAGUGGAGCGGUUGGUUUCAAUACUGAGCAUACUUGGGCUGAUGCGCCGGUCAUGGGUCACCUUUGGGAGUACGUUAUUCUAACCGAGCUCACAUACGGAUAUUUACAAGACGGUAACGCACGUGGUACAGUCGAGGCACCACCGCCUACCCCUGCACGCUUACAAUGGGAUCUUAAUAAUGAAGAAUUGCUACAAAACAUAGAUUUAUCGUACAACGUAGCGCAGAAGUUACUCAAUGAUGUGGACCUAAAGAUACUACACUUCACUAAAUACGGAAAAGGUUUCAUGAAAGGCCUCCGUGUGUCCCCGGACGCCUUCAUACAAAUGGUGCUGCAAUUGGCCUAUUACCGUGACGCCGGCCAUUUUUGUUUGACAUACGAGGCCUCCAUGACUCGCUUGUUUCGUGAGGGUCGCACUGAAACGGUCAGAUCAUGUACCAUUGAGAGCUGCAAAUGGGUGAAAUCAAUGGAAGAUCCCAAGGCUUCGGUCACAGAACGGCUGGAGUUGUUCUUGGCAGCGAGUGAGAGGCACAAAAUUGGAUGUCAGGAUGCAAUGACAGGCCACGGCAUCGACCGUCAUUUGUUCUGUCUCUAUGUCGUCUCGAAGUACUUGGAGUUGGACUCGCCGUUCCUGCAAGAAGUCUUUAAUGAGCCGUGGAGGUUGUCCACCAGUCAGACACCUUAUGGUCAAACAAGCCUUUUAGACCUAAAGAAGUACCCCAAGUGUGUAGGCGCAGGUGGUGGUUUCGGCCCAGUAGCUGAUGACGGAUAUGGUGUAUCCUACAUCAUUGUAGGCGAAGACAUGCUUUUCUUCCACGUGUCAAGCAAAAAAAGCUGCCCUGUUACGAGCUCCAGCAACUUCGUGAAGCAAAUCGAGAGAUCUCUCGUCGAUGUCCAAGAAUUGUUCUACGAGUACCAGAAAAUAAAAAAUGUUAAAUAAAUUGUUCUAAAAUAGUAUUUAACGAUACGGAAAUUUAACACAAAACUCCUAGUUUAUAUCAGCUUUUUACUAAUAAUAUGCUCAACAUAUCAAUGCAAAUUUGCUUUAAGGUGACAUUGUUUUAGAUUGUGUGUGUACGUCACACAUAUAAUUACUUGGAAUUGUAUAAAAUAUAUUUUUUGUUACACGGAUACAAGUGCUACGGAAAGAUUUUUACACACAGAUUAUUAAAGAAUUAAAAAAGACGAAUAUACGAAUUCAUAUGGUCCACGUUCUAAGAAUAUUCUGGACUGGAGUUAAGCAUUUAUGAUUUUGGGUUUAUUAGGGAUGUCCCAUACAAUUUAGAUCAAUUUUAUAUUUUUAGUAGAAAAUGCGUAUCGAGACCGUCCGAUUAAUUUUGCAUAAUAAUUUAUUUGUCAUGUUUUUUUUAUGAAUUUGUAAUGGUUCUAUGUUACUUUGCUGUGACGCAAAAAAUAAUUAUCAAUUGUUUUAUUAUUAUAAGUAAACACCCCCGUGGCUUAUAUAGCAUACAGAUUAGAUCCCAAGGAAACAUGAAUUGUUACGGUGCUACGGUUGGAAUCACUGAAGGUCCCAUUAAGAGACGGGACUUAAAUGUUAUUAAUCAAUGUGUGUAAUAUCAAUAUAAUAAUAAGCUUAAAAGAAGUCAGCUGUCUUUUUCAAUUACAGAGUAAACAAAAAAAUUGACAGGCCGACAAAAAUAGUAGAGGAAUAUUGUUUAUAUGAAUAAGAGCGAUACAUUUAUGAAUUUGUAAUGGUUCUAUGUAACGUUAGUAGUCGUAAAAUAUUUUCGGAUCAAUUUUUGUUCUGUAUUUGUAACGGUUUAUAAAAACAGGGUACCGUAUAUUUAUCGAGAUGUACACUUAUUUGAAAAUACAUAGACAAUUUCCGUCAUCCAUGUAAAAAAAUAACGGCGUUAUUCAUAAAAUAUUAUGCAUUUCAGAAUAUAAAACGUAGGCCGGAACGUUGCGUUUUGUGAUAGCCAAAUGUGCAUAAUAUGACAUAUGAUCUUAUGUCAUAGAUAUUGUUGACACAAUAGAACGGAGUCUUACUUAGGGCUUAGUUUUACAGCGUUCCAUAAAAAUUUAAUUAGCAUGUCUGACUUUUGUUUUGCCGUUAAAUGGUUUUACUUAGACGAAAUUAGUUAUAAUGAGUUUUAUGCAUAAUUUUUUUUGCUUAUAAUAAGCCUUGAAAUGAAGAUAACUAUUUUAUGAAUAAACCUGUAGGAAUGUAUAAAAAUGUUAACACAAUUACAAGUUUAUUUUAUGGUGUAAGGUUAAGUAAAUGGUAAAGGUUUUAAAAAUUAUACUUAAGCAAUUCAUUUUGAUUAUAUAUAAAUUUUAUAAAAGAUAUACUCAGUAGAACCUACUAUAAUAAUCUGGGAAAUAGUGAACAAAAUUUUUGAUAAAAUAUUUUAUGGUACAAAUUUUUAGAACAAUUGUAUUUAAAAAUAUUAAAUAUUUUUAUAAAUAAAACGAGUUUUCCUCAAUUCUACUUAUAUUAGUGGGUUUAAUUUGAUUUAAUUAAGUAAUCAAUUUUUGUAAUAAUUAUUGUA
Messenger RNA from Pieris brassicae (large cabbage white), 4337 nucleotides. RefSeq names its product carnitine O-palmitoyltransferase 1, liver isoform (gene whd). Gene Ontology annotation, cellular component: mitochondrion. Gene Ontology annotation, biological process: carnitine metabolic process; fatty acid metabolic process. The record is from RefSeq and is a predicted model, not a curated record. Gene Ontology annotation, molecular function: carnitine O-palmitoyltransferase activity. The transcript has 17 exons. NCBI's taxonomy places the organism in Eukaryota, Metazoa, Arthropoda, Insecta, Lepidoptera, Pieridae. Bases 446 to 2764 code for a protein of 772 amino acids.